Messenger RNA from Anastrepha obliqua, 2430 nucleotides. Its product is annotated as probable G-protein coupled receptor Mth-like 9. Bases 595 to 2208 code for a protein of 537 amino acids. The transcript has 8 exons. The record is from RefSeq and is a predicted model, not a curated record. Gene Ontology annotation, molecular function: G protein-coupled receptor activity. Lineage: Eukaryota; Metazoa; Arthropoda; Insecta; Diptera; Tephritidae.
AAUUUUUGCUAGCUGCUGAAGGUCAAGGUGUCUACCGAUCGUGUCGUGUGGUAAUAUAUGUAUGUGUGCGCGUUACUCAACUGUGUAGGCAUUAGAAGGAGCAUUUGUGAACGUUAACGAUCUGUCGCCAGCGCAUCUGCUGCCAGUUUAUUUUGAUUUCUGGAGCGAUUCAGACGUGCCUAUCUCUUGACGAAUAUCUGUGUGGUGGAAGAGCGAUAGAGUGCGGCGGGCGAAGCAGAUUGACUGGUACGGCGUUGAACGCGAAUACGAGUGCCAAAGAACGCGCAUGCAAAAUAAGCUACGAUAAUGUGCAAAUAAAAUAUGCGAACACAUAACAAAAAAUUAUAAAAAUACCUAUGUGCAUAGGUGUGUGGAAUUGUGACGUCACCGUGACGAUAAAAAUAAAAUAAGUGAUUAGCAAAAUAAAAAUUCUAUAGUUAAUCUCCCCGCGCAUAACUAUUAUCACAUCACACAUCAUCUAUGUAUGCGCAUACGUGAGAACAUAUUUUUUGAAAUUCUUUCCUUCUAACGUGAUUGUGCGUGCGUGUGUUUGCCGUUAUAGGUCUAUUGAAAUUUCCGUGGUUAUUAAUCGCUAUGACAUCCACCGCUAUCCGAUUAUUACUUCACCUUUUUGCCGUGUUUUUGCUGCAUUUAUAUGUGUGUGUACGCCCGAUACUGGCAGUAAGCCCCACAUACCCCUGCCUCUAUACGCAAACUGUCAAUAUAACCGAGGGUCUCCGGCUAAAAGAUGGCUCUUAUUCAUAUGAGGGCCUACUCAUACCGGCAAACAUGACAGCCCUCUACAAUUUUCAAGUGGUCGACGGCAUUCUGUCGACUGCGCCGUUACAUAUGCGCGGCUGCGCCUGCCGCCAACGGCCUUGUAUCACGUUCUGCUGCCCACCGGAACAAGUGUUCGACGAGUUAAGGCACAGUUGUGUGCUGCAAGCGCCGACGCUGAGCGCUCAGCAGCGGAGCGCACAGCGCGCUCAUAUCGAAGUGACUGCGGCCAAUGGCAGCGUCAAUGUGAUCAACGUGCGCGACAUGUUCAUUAUAAGCUACGAGACAGGCUGUAGCCGAAAGUACGUUGAUAAAGACAAUGAGCUCUUCUGGAAGUGGGACCUCUUUGCGAAUGGCUCACUUUCUAGCCUAGGCCGAAUUUGGAACACCGACGAAUAUUGUUUCACCCCAUUAGAGCACAAGAAAGUCUGGAGCUUAGUGCCACUUACCUGCGAACGUUCGGCGCACGGCUUUCGCCUUUGGAUUUAUGUGAUAUGUUUAUUUCUGGCGAUACUUAUCUAUGCAUUCAUAUUGCUGACCCUGGUAUCAAUAAAGGCGGUGCGCAAUUUUGGUUAUGGCGAAUCGAUUAUAUUCUAUCUGGCCUCUAAAAUCAUUGGUCUCUCAGCGCUGAUGUAUCUGGCAUUGCGGUCUCGCUUGGAUCUUUCAGAAACCGCUUGCCGCAAUAUUGGCUUCAUUGCCUAUGUCUUCCUCAUGUUUUCUUUCUUUUUGCUGGCAAUCAUAAGUUGGAAUUUCUGGUACAAUUUCAAGUCGAACCGUUUGAGCAGCUGGAAGCGAAAGUUAAUCUACAUGGUUGCCUUCGCCUUAGCUGUGGCUCUGAGGUUUUUGCUAAAAUUCAUACAGGACUCUAAUAUUUACCAGCAGCUGAAGCCAGGCAUAGGAGAUGCUUUUUGUUGGUUUGAUGUUCGUUUAUGGGGUAUAUUGUUGUACUAUUACAUACCCAUAGUCAUUUGUUUGGGGCUCAGCUUGACGCUCUACUUGAAAACAUAUUUAAUCCUUUGGAAUUUACCAGAAGACACCAUUAAUUUAGCCGGCUACGAUAUCAAGCUGAUAAAAGCGCAUUUUUAUGCAUUUUUCGCAUAUCUUUUUGGCGUUUCGUGUGUGUGGCUGCGCGAGUUCAUCGUCUAUCUGACAUUCCGUUUCAAUGGUCGAUACUUUGUUAUUGAUUUCGUAACUGGAGUUUGCGUCUUCGCUCUCUCUAUUUGCGGACUAAUAUUCCUCCUAUAUAAAAAUCCAUUGGUACGCGCCUGGUGGCACGUAAAUGUGACAUUUUACUUGCCUUACAGAACGGAUGACAGAACUGAGAACGGUGUCUACUUGACACAAAUUUACCGCCCGGAGAAAGCUCGGAUUGAUAAACUCAAAGACGGCUAUAAGGACGAGAUUAGAGAGGAAGAUAUGGCUUUGAAAUAAGAUUCCGUUGCAUUCGUGAAAAGGUGUGAGAAGUUAAAGACUCGCCAAAGGAGAACCUUCGCAAUACUUCGCCAAUCUAUUGCGAGAGUGUGAAUCAAACAAAAAUCGGAAUGAAGAUAUUAACGGAAAGUAGCAGCAGCUAAUAGCGUUCGAAUGUCAGUGUUAUUAUGUGUCGGAAUUUGAAGCUUAAUUUUAUUCAAAUGAACUUUAAGUAGCUGAUUU